UGAAUACAGAACAUCAACUGCCGCGCCGCGCGCACAGCUCUGUCGGCUAGCGUGUAGCCAUGGCCAGCCGCAGCGGCGAGCCAUCUGUUUCAUCAAACUUUGGUCUUAACAUGGACUAUGAGACGAAGAUAUACCCUCACGUUGGCGGAUACGGACGUUACAACCGCUUCGUGGUCAUAUUCAGCUGGUUCCCCAACUUUGCGGUCAUUCUGAACCUGUUUUGCGACAUUUUUUACACUCUCAUCCCGGAGUCGUACCACUGCAAACCCGACCCGCAGCUUCUGCCCUCCGCUUUCCUCCUCAGCAACUUCACCAGACAAGGAUACCUCAACUUCUCCAUUCCCUGGGUGAACGGCACCGGCUUGAGUCACUGUGAACUUUUUAAGUACCCUACAAACUUGUCGGAUUUCUCUGAAAACGUCCCAAAGGAGAGGGUGUCCUGCACCAGAGGCUGGGAGUACACUCAUGCCGCGGGGCUCCAGAGCAACUAUGUCACCGAGUGGAACCUGGUUUGCAGUGACUACUGGAAGAUCCCUCUGCAGCAUAUCUGCUUCAUGACAGGGUGGAUUCUGGGAUACAUCCUCCUGGGGACAUUGUGCGACUGGUUGGGUCGCCGGCGAGGUUUCCUCCUCUCUAUCAGCCUGUCCAGCCUGUUAGGAGUGGCGGUGUGUGUGUCCAACAGUGCGGUGGUGUUUCUGCUGCUGCGUCUCUCUCAAGGCGCCAUGCUGGCUGGGGUUUUUCUGUCCUCGUACAUUGCCAGGUUGGAGCUCUGCGACCCUCCCCAUCGGCUCAUGGUUGCCAUGGUCAGCGGCUUCUUCGCGGUGUGUGCAGAGCUGCUGUUGCCUGGCAUCGCUGUCCUGUGCCGUGAUUGGCCCAUUCUCCAGGCCGUGGCCACGCUGCCUCUGCUCCUGCUUCUUUCCUAUUGGUGCUGUGCACCAGUGUUUCCUGAAUCUCCUCGCUGGCUGCUGGCCACAGCCCAGAUCUCCCAGGCAAAGAAGAGCUUCCAGGUAUUCGCCACAAGGAACAACGUGUGUAUGCAGGAUGAGUUGUACCCUGGUGAAACACUGCUGUCAGAGAUUGAUGUAGCAUAUGGAGAGGACUGCCAGCCAACAUACCAUUCAGUCCUGGAGCUGCGUCAGACUCGUGUCAUCUGGAGGAACUGCCUCAUCCUCAGCUUCACCCUAUUCAUCGGAACAGGGAUCCAGUAUUGUUUCACCAGAAACCUACACAGCUACUCCACCAACUUCUAUUUCAGCUACUUUCUGCGGGUGUUAACCGGAGCACUCGCCUGCAUCUUCCUCUGUGUGUCUGUCAAUCACUUUGGUCGCCGUGGUAUUCUGUUGUUGUCCGCCAUCAUCACUGGACUGUCAUCGCUGCUGCUGCUGGCCCUCACUCAGUACCUGCGUGGAGGCCUGGUCCUGGUGCUGUCCGUUGUGGGUCUGCUGUCCUCCCAGGCCCUCGCCAUGCUCAGUGCCUUCUUUGCCAGCGAGGUCAUGCCCACUGUAGUUAGAGGUGGGUGUCUGGGUCUGGUGCUGGCAGCGGGCUGUGUCGGCAUGGCCGCCUCCUCUCUGAUGGAGCUCCAGAACAACGGCGGGUACUUCCUCCACCACGUCAUCUUUGCCUCCUUCGCCGUGCUUUCUGUGCUCUGCAUCAUGCUCCUGCCUGAGAGUAAGCGCAAACCCCUCCCAGACUCCCUGAAGGACGGCGAGAGCCAAAGGCGCCCGCCUCUCUUCUUGUCUCGGGGUGACAGGGACAACCUGCCUUUACUGUGCACGAGGCCUCGCGUCUCAGAGUACAACCCUGACAACUAUUCCCGCUUGGUCUCUGCCACCAGGAGGAUGUUGACUAAAGAUAAUUUGCCUUAUAAGAUCGCCGUGCCAGACCACCCUCCUCUGCUGUCAGCGAGCACAGGUCUAAACGGAGCACUAGGACAAGAGAACGGGGUACUGAGGGACGAAAUAUCUUAACAUCCCUCUCUUUGGCUAAGAUCCUCCACAUCUUCUUCUGUUCAGACUAUAAUUAUCCCAAGAUACUUUAUUCCCCCUUCAUUUGGACUCACCUCUGUGAGAUCUUCUACCGUCUUAAUAUAAUUCAUUGAAUUAUCCUCUCAGUGAUUGGCUAGUCAUAUCGCACCACAUGAACUGAUCUUGGCUGUGACACAGUGUGCUUCAGAGUGAUGCCUCCAGGUCUACCAAGUGUCAUUGCCAUGUUACACUUAACAUUUCAAGCUGGUAUUGUGCUGUGAAUUUUGUUUGUUUGUUCUGACUUUCACUGAAGUGAUUAGAAACUAUUUGAUGAUGCACUGAAAAACUAUGUCUUUGUCAUUUUCCUUUUGCUAGAGUUUUGUUAUUCAUAUCUAUGUGAAGGCUAGAGGACUUCCUCAUGAAUGUAACAUUGCAUUUCAUGUUUGUUUCUAUGUGGCAUGUUCCCAAGAGAACGAUCACACUCCUCACAGCGCUGAGUGAGUUCACACGGUUUACUUGCGUGGAGAUUUCGAGACAACCGAUUUCAACAGAGAGGAGCUUGCUUAAUCAUACUGUGUUGUUGAUCAUGUGAGCAGCAGUGCUUGUCCAUUGAUUAGUGACUCAUGCACUUUCCAUUAUGACUGUCUGUGUGUAGCUCCAGACCGCUGUCUGUCUGAUUCUCAGUGCUGAGGGGAGCUCCAGGGUAGGAGACAUUCAACUCAAACUGCUGUGCAGUCCACUUGUGUUGUUUUGCAUAAUAUUAUGAAGCAGAGAAGAGCACCUAAUGAAGCACUAGACACUGAAAAUGAUGACAUAAGGGGAUAUUUGUUUGGCAUUUUUAUGCUUGCUUGACCUAAUACAUCUGAACACAUUCCCAGGACAAUCUGGACAAUCUAUAUUGUGUGAUGAUCAGAUUGGGAAAUUUACCUCAGUUACCAACCAAAUGCUGGUGAACUGUGGCUGUUUGUCUGCUCCAAAAGCCACUUUGGCACAUGAUCUAUUAUCAUUUGAGGUGCUAUUUUAAUACUCCAGCUGGCUCAUGAGAUACUCCUAGUAGGUGGUGAUUUCCCAAAUGUACCAGCCACUGCUGCCAGGACAGUCACAGCAAAACAUUAGGUUCCUUCUCUCAGGGUGACAAUACUGAAUUGUAACCGUAAACAAGAAGUCAUAUUAGUGAAAUAUGACGUAGGCUCAGAGGCUGACGGUUUCUGACCAUCUAUAAUUGACGAGUAUCACAGAUUUUCAUAGUGGCUGCCUGAGUCUUUUGAAUGUUACUUUUUGCUCAUUUGAUUUUAGGUUAUACAAUGAUGUCAUUUAUCACCAGGCUUUCUGGUUAAGACCUCUUGUUUUGAGAGGUUUGUGUAUUGUGGGCCAAUCAACAACUUGAAUGUCCUAUCCUUCAAGAGAGGAUGCUCGGUUUUCUUUUUCUAAUAGUUAAUGACAAGAGCAAAAUAGUAUGUGACUGGCCUCAAGUGGCCUUAUACCACUUUUAUGUUCACCUCAUGUUAAAUGUUGCAUCGGUUACCAGUGCUGCUCUCACAACACUAGAUGGCGCCAGUCUCUCAGACAAAUGCAUUUUUGUACUACUGUGACCGUGUGCAUGGUUUUUGUGGCCUUUUUUUGUGAAUGUGAAGUCAGAUUAAGAUUGUGAGAUUUAGUCCAUGUCAUUUGUCCAGUCACGUUCCCAUCAGUAACAUUUCUCUACCUGUCUGAGUGCCUCAUGGUCUGAUAAUCACUGAAAAAAACCCAAAUGAGUUGAAACUAGGACUCACAUUUAAUAAACAUGCCAACUCAGUCAGCCGUGAAAGGCAUUAUUCUGCUGUCUUAGUUUUCCUGAUGUUUUGUCUAAUUUACAUGUGUUAUGUUAAUUUGGUUGUUUAAAAUGGAUGUUAGCCAUAGAAUCUGUUGGUCUGCCAGAAAAACAUUGACAAGGAGCUCAAAUCAACAUAAAACUGUGCGAUAAACUCCUCCACUUAAA
This is a messenger RNA of Myripristis murdjan (pinecone soldierfish), 3942 nucleotides long. It is a transcript of the gene slc22a31, whose product is annotated as solute carrier family 22 member 31. Gene Ontology annotation, biological process: transmembrane transport. Bases 60 to 1967 code for a protein of 635 amino acids. The transcript has 9 exons. The record is from RefSeq and is a predicted model, not a curated record. NCBI's taxonomy places the organism in Eukaryota, Metazoa, Chordata, Actinopteri, Holocentriformes, Holocentridae. Gene Ontology annotation, cellular component: membrane. Gene Ontology annotation, molecular function: transmembrane transporter activity.